Stylophora pistillata is the source of this 5165-nucleotide messenger RNA. RefSeq lists its product as uncharacterized. Gene Ontology annotation, molecular function: G protein-coupled receptor activity. NCBI's taxonomy places the organism in Eukaryota, Metazoa, Cnidaria, Anthozoa, Scleractinia, Pocilloporidae. Gene Ontology annotation, biological process: neuron migration. Gene Ontology annotation, cellular component: cytoplasmic vesicle; membrane. The record is from RefSeq and is a predicted model, not a curated record.
AUGGUUCACUUCUAAGAUAAUUUUGCCUCAUGGCUGCUUCGGUCUGUGAAGAAGCUGCCGUCGCAAAUGACCUUCGGUAGGACAUCAUACGACUGGUCCCACAGAGCUUUCAUGAUUCGCAGUGGUUUCGGUCCAGUUUUUCUGCUCUAUGCCUGGAAGGAGGGCCAGUACAGCACUUUCGACCCUUGUUGUUCGCAGUGACCCCAGCAUAACAGGCUGUUUGUUUUUCCUCCUCAGUUUCCUUGGCUUUCUAUCAGAGAGUGCCUUCCCUGCAACGCAGGCGCACACCUGCCAGCCAAACCUUCCAAAGUUCAAUGUAACAUUGCGUGCUGGUAGUGCCUCGGGAGUGUUUUGGAAACUGGGUCGAGUCAAGGACGUCAAUCAUUGUGGUCAGCUGUGUUGCCAGCAACGGAACUGUGACCUUGCCUUCUCUGUGGACGAUUUUUGCUACAACGUUGAGUGCCAAAGUGAAAAAAUGUGCCGACUGAAAAAUGAAAACUUUUCUCGCCAUAAUGUUGCGGUUACCUUGAUAACAAGGUCUUUGUUGGACACUUUUCAAGGAAAGGACAGAAACAAAAAGAGUGAGGGUGAAAAUAACAGUAGUUUUACAAAGCAUAAUUCUCACAAGCUAAGAGUAUCAAAAAUAAUCAAAAACAAGUAUGAGAGUGAUGUAGUAAAAUCAUACCAAAGCAAAGAAAAAGAAACAGAAUUCGAACUGCAAGAUUCAUUUCCAACAAAAACGGUUGUGCGACUGGAAUCAAAACUUCCAAAGGACGGAAACAUUGAUGCUUCAAAGCCUAACAGCUGUCGAGCAAGGAGAAUCCUUCACAAAGUUACUCUUCGCUCAGGGCUUAAGUCAGGAGAUUUUUCAGAUUACGGACAAGUACCUGACAUUAAUGUGUGUGUCAAACAUUGUUGCGAGCAGAAAACUUGCGAUGUUUCGUUGUUGUUGAACAGUCAUUGUUAUACAUUGCGCUGUUAUAAACCUGAACUUUGUAAGAUAAUUCCCGCGCACGAGUCGAAACUGGACCCGCAGUUAGCGUUCGUAACACGUUCAACGAACGGGGCAGACGAAGAAAAAAUGAGAGAGAAGAGAGUUAAAAAGAAAACCUCAACUAUAAAUGGAGGCUUAUGCCUGCACGGUGCGAUUUUUAGUGGCGUUAGUUUGAAAGGCGGAUACAAGGCGGGAAAAUUUGAACUGCUUCCUGGAGCAAAAGACAUGCACUCUUGCAUUCAAAAGUGCUGCGCAAGUCAAAGUUGUCAGGUGGCUUGGUUACUUGGCGAUCACUGUUACUCGGUAUCAUGUUUUGACAAGUGUAUUACCGUUAGAAAGCCAUCGAAAGGUAUUCAAUCCCAGCUUACACUCCUCACGGGAAAACCUACUAAUCCUGGAAACGAAAAAAGGCAAGGCAUUCCAGGAAGUAAAGUACCUUCAGGGAAAGUGUACAAGGUGUUUUUAACACUCACAGAUCAAGUAUUCUCAGAUCGGCUGAAAGACAUAGAAUCUCUUGAAUUUCUUAACCUGGCAGAAAAGCUUCAAGUUGCGGUUUCGUCUGUUUUUGUCAACGUACCAUCAUACAAAACAGCAGAAGUUAUUUCUUUCCAGUCUAACCCAGUGAUGUCAAAUCUUAAAUUGACAGCAUCAGAAAAAUCGACAGCAUCAGAAGUACUCACUCCUUUAGUGGCUGCAGUCAAAUCUGGUCAGCUAAAAUCCUCCAUUGAUGGAACACCGUUAAGCUUCUCCGUCAGCGAUACAAGUUUUCGUUUCAUCACCUCCACCGGAGUUAAUUUGGUAUGCAGUGCUGUGUACGAUUAUGACAUCAACUGGAGAUUGAUGAUGUUCAACACUACAGACAACCAGACAUGUCCCCGAAAAGCUCAAGGUCAAACAAGAAGGUUUUGUGCUGGAAGUGAAAUCUCCAACGCGACCUGGCAUGAACCAAACUUUAGCGAAUGCGUCACCCCCGCAUAUAAAAAUCUUCAUAAACAGAGUAAAGAUCUGGCCACCAGAGCAGAAAAUAAGGAACCUUUUACUCCAAUCACUGCGAGUGAAGUUAUAGCCGGCUUAGAGAAACUGGUGUUCACAGAUACUUACCGUGAGGAGAUUUACAACCAAGUACUGUCCGAUCAGCAGAAGAAUAUCCGGGCUGCUAAGAGGGGCAAAGGAAAGUCAACCUCUAAAGUGCACGACAAGGUAACUUUUGUCAAACCUCACGCGAAAAAUUCGUCUGAUAAGGAAGUUCCAAAAAACGUUCCCGUGACUGAGAUUCCGAGACGGACACCAGAAAUUUUACCAACCGUUGGCACCACGGAAAAGACUAAAAACGACAAUGCUGUGUGGUUUUCUGAUUUGAAAACAAAGCUUAACGGCAAAAAUCCAGAUUCCAAAGGAAAGAGUUUAAAUUUCCCGACAGCUAGUGUUCAUUUGCAAUCAACUCCAGCGGUAAACUCGCAGUCCAUCGGAAAUAAGGCUGGUAUUCCUGUGGAAGUUAACAGAAUACCUACUCGGAUCUCAGUUGUUCCACAACAGAGGGUCUUCGGUGCACCUGGAAUUCAAACUAAUGCUGUUUCUAGAUCUCAAGUGCAGUAUUCGAAUGGUCAGAGACAAAUUAAUUUGGGCUUGAAUAGACUACAACCUAACAACCCACCAUCGUUACAAAGCCCUUUACAAAGGUCGCAACUUCAUCAGUCUUCAAAUCCACAAGUUGCCCCCGGUUACGCUCAUGCACUGAAUCCUUACCGCUGGUUAGGUAGCCAAGCCUGGCAGAACAACCGAGCUCAAGGAAACUGGGGACGAGGUUACUCUCCUCCGAGCUAUUUAAGUGAUCAACUCGACAUCGGGAGACGAAAACGAGAAAGUGAAGCAAGUGGUAACCGAACAAAAAGACAAAAUACUCUUUGGUAUACUUCCCAUCAAAAUCCCUCGCAACUAAACUACCUCGCUAAUCAAAGAGGUAUUCCCAGUACAAGUUAUCAACAACCAAGAAAUUACUUUCAACCUCAGCAACACUCCUAUCAAAGUCCACCAAACCAGGCCGCUUUAAAUCCUUAUCAAAGAGGCUACAUGCGGCAGAAUGUAUACCACCAAUCACUCGGGAUGGGCCGCUCGCCCGCAGGCCAACAGCCGGUAAACGUGGCUGCGCCCAACAGUAGAAGUCAAGUCAUAAAUGGUCUGGGAUACGGAACACAGCCUGGAAUUGGUGCGGGUGGACAGCCUACACCAGUGGAGCGUUGGCCAAACCUAGCAAAUCCAAUUCAAAGCCCAGCGGUGCAAUCUUCACAAAACUCAAUAAAUUCUAUGAAACCAUCUUCUGAAUCGAGAACUAAGCUUAAAACAAACCAAAUCCUAACGAAAAAUAUUCAAAUCAUCCCAACAACGCCUCGUGUUCGUCUUGUACAGCCCACCAACAAGGUCACAAAUAAAGCCCCGAUGACCCUCCCAAUUUCUAAGGAAAAGGACGUACCCGUGCACACGGGACAAAAGAAAGUUGGGUCUAAGGACGAUUUAUCGAAAAAGCUCCAAGAUAUAUCUGGUCCCGCUCCUCACUUCAAAACACAUGAUUCGGUGGUUCCUCUUGGAACUGGUAAAAAGGAAGAACAUGUCGUUCCGAUGUUUGGCGGAGAUAUUUUGUUGUCUGUGGGGAUCCUUCAACAGCUGCAAAAGUUUACGCGAUUGAGCAAAGCGCGGAUAACUGAGAAAGAUCUAAAGUUGUUCGUGAAUGCCAGCAGCCAUAUUCUGGAUCUCAAGAACAAGCAGGAGUGGAACAAUGCGCAAAAGCAUGCAGAAGUCCUUUUCAAGAGAGGUAUCAACGUCCUAGAAGAUAGUAGCAAUUGGGACUGGGACGAGUCCCAGCAGAUGACGAGCAAGGACGACAACAUCCGACCGGUCAUUUUGGACCUUGUGAAAGCAGUUCAAGACCAUGUCAUGAAUGCGUCAUAUAGUGUAUCCAAUUCCAAGCCACUCAUAACAAAAAACAUUCUUGUUGGACUCCAGACCUUCAGCUCGGACAGUGCGAACCCUUCACAGCUAAUGACCUUCCCAAACUAUUCUAACCCCUUGGUGGCAAACUGGAGUACUGGGCAUGACUCUAUAACAAUGGCUCCCACGAUAUUUGACUCAGCAGCUGCAGGAAUAAAUGGGCAGGUGCAUCUAAUGAUAGCUAGCUUCAAAACAGUUCCUCUUUUAUUACCAAUUAAAAGUGAAAGUGGCCUGGUUUUAAAUAGUGCUGUAUUCUCGAGCACAGUAAAGCCCGCCGUGACGAAUGAACUCAUACCCCCUGUGAAGAUUGUCCUAUCGGUCUCAAACGCUAGCCUGAUAAAUUAUUACCAAGAGUGCGUUGCCUGGACAGCGAAAGAAGGUCAGGUAGGCGGAAAGUGGUCCUCGAGAGGCUGCAAAUUAACUGGCUCCAAUGCGACUCACACGACAUGUGAAUGUAACCAUAUGACGGAUUUUGCCGUAAUGGCUAACACCAAGAAAGAGAAGGGCAUUGGGACUCCUCACCCCUCGGCCUCAGUGCCCUCCCCUGGGAGUAGCCAUGACCGUAGUUGGAUUGGAAUACUCGUGGGUAUUCUGGCUGUGCUAGUGCUGAUCAUUAUCGUGGUUGUGUUUCUUUUCUACUGGAGGAAAAGAAGAAGAGAACAAGGGCAGGGAGAUGCUCCGCGUCCACGACCUCGAGGACUAAGGAGAUCACGAUCUCUUUCCCGGUCUAGUGCCAAGCCAUCUCGAUCCAGUAGCUCAAAGAGUGAUGGGGCAGCCAGCCCAGCAUCUAGUCAUUCGAGUCAGUUUGAUGAAAUGAUCGCAGCAAGAAGACGAAGGAUGGCUAUAGACAAAGAGGAGAAAGCACGGCGUGCCCAAGAGGAAGGUGACGAAAUUGCUGACGAUGACCUCCUAAUGAAAGAAAAAGCUAUGUUGUUCUCUGAUUACCAUCAACCUUAUCACUUCCUUUCUAAAGAGGACGGAAAGCGAGCGACAAGGAAUAGAAGAGAGCAGCCUGGUUCUAGUGGGCGCAGUCCCCCUGGAAGAAACAGACGCUCGGCUACGGAACAAGACGGUGAUGAGGUGUAAUAAAAAAAAAAAUUGCGAUUUGCCAGAAACCGAUGACGGGAAAGCAGUAACCCGUGUUUAAUUUUGUGCAGAUUUUCUUAAACACGAUUGUAUUAUAAAA